Molecule: messenger RNA, 5781 nt
Organism: Diachasmimorpha longicaudata
Lineage: Eukaryota; Metazoa; Arthropoda; Insecta; Hymenoptera; Braconidae
Product: xylosyl- and glucuronyltransferase LARGE2s-like
Exons: 12
Coding region: 3428-5506 (692 amino acids)
Biological process (GO): protein O-linked glycosylation via mannose
Molecular function (GO): xylosyltransferase activity; glucuronosyltransferase activity
Source: RefSeq, a predicted model, not a curated record
AGUCUCGCAAAAAGCCCCCGGCAAAAAAAAUGAUGUACAGGUCCGGAAGUACGUGCAGGCAGUUUAACUUCAGCGGUGAAUGGUAAACGGAAACCAGUAUCGAUGAGUAUCGUUGACGUUGCCACGAGGGGGAUGAUUGUAUAACGACUAUAGAUUGAAAGAAGAGUAGGAAGUCGAAAGGAGAGUUUUUUCCGGGCAAUGAAAUAAUGGCCCAUCGAUGCAGCCGUUAUACACCAUGUUUGACGGGCUAGUGAGCCUCUCCCCCUCCUCCCGGCUUCCAUCCAGAUCCAGGAAUUGCCUCCGCAAACAAACGCUGAAAAAGCCCUGGAAAAAAAAAAGUCAAACUGGUUACUCUAUCGAUAAAUGAUCAAUCAACUGGGCCACCUACAUGCACAACUUCCCAUAACGGCCGAAAGGAUUGACUGCGAAAGAGAGACAACAAAUUGUCGGCUCUGAGGGGGUGAAAGGGAGGGAUGUAUGCGCCCAGGGGGUGCCCAUAUGCAGGAACGCGAGCUGGAAUGGGUGGCAGAGGGGGCAAUAGACGAGGGUUGCAGAGGUAAAUGUAUGUGGAGGAAGGGCGAAAGGGGUUUGUGUUUGAGGGAGAAGGGGAGGCCUUUGCUGGUAGCCCGCAGAGUAUCGACCCGGCGCGUGUGCACGGAGGAGAAGCAAAGGCUCCUGCCAGGGCCGGAGAAGCUGCCUUCCGCAGUUUCCCCGGGUGAGACGAAGUGUCUCCAGUCUUUAAUGACAAUUCACAAUUCGACUUUUCAAAGAAUAUUUCAUGCUCACCGGUGUCUAUCCACCGAUGCCUAGGAUGGACCAACAACUUCAUUCCAACAUGUCUUCAGUGAUUAUCUGAUCCUCUCCACUAAUUGAUGACUCAUCACUGCAGGGCGAUGAUGAUCGGGAGAGGAGAAAGAGUUAUCAGAGCUCUGGAGGAGCUUCAUCGAUAAUUGAUACAUCUCAGGGAAUUGGAAAGUGGUGAUACAGGUGUCUCGGGGGGUGUGGCUACCGGCCAGGGGUACAAUAAUGGCGCUCCCUAUCCAGGAGGCCGGAGGAGAGUACGGUUGAUAACAAUGGAUAGCCUCCAGGCACUGGCGCACGAGAGAAUGGUUCAGCUGCUACCAGACAGGCGCAUCGCACAAAGCCAUUACAAUGGUCCAACCCUCUCUGCCCAUGCGUCGAUGCGCAAAACCGAGAUAUCCAUUGUUUCAAGUAAAUGGGCGGGACAACAAUUCCCCUCAAUGUGUAUCCAGUAUCAUUGUCUUCUCGUGUCUCUCCAUCGCUAUUUUCUUUAUUCUGUCCCACAGCAUUGGAUAAGGAUGAAUUGUCUUGAUGAAAUCCCCUCUCUCAAGUCUGUACAACUCACAUGUUUCCACAGCAAUGACAUUAGCCACUCGUUUCUCAUCGGCCAUCACUAAUGCUAUCUCCCCAAAAUGUGCACCAUCUUCUAGAUGACAUAUUUCACGUCCAGAAUCAGUAUAGACAGCGACUGUACCCGUUGCUAUGAAGUACAUGCAAUCACCAGUCUGUCCAGCUCGAACAAUCACAUCAUUCGUCAGAAAUAUCUCGGACUUCAGCUGGGCGACAAUUCUUGUCAACAGUGAGACUGGUAAAUUGUUGAAGAAUGUCACGUUCUCCACCAAUUUACGACAGGAGUGCAUUCCAAUCUCCAGCUUAACUUGCGAGGACAGGGUGUUGAGGAUCUCUGAUUCACGGAAAAAGUGCUGCUGAUAACGAAACUCGUAGUACGUGAGGAACCUCUUCUGGACGGUUCGCUCCAGAUGUUUGUGACGCAUGUACUGCUUCAACUGGGCCACUGUCGCCUGGUACCUGAGCUUCGAACUGUUGCCACCCUUGAACAUCAGCAUUACCUGGCUCACCACGUAGCAGAGGAUCAGGGUGCCCAGAAUCUGGAUGGCCAUGGCGAUGUACUGGUCCUCGUCGGCUACUGGUUCCUUCGAUAGAAAUCCUGAUCGCGUCAGAAUCGUGAUUGAUCUCAUGAGGGACAUCGUGUACUUCACCUGACUGUCCGUAUUCCAAAGCUGAUGGGUAUUGAUCCACGAUGAUGAUGUCUCCUCAGGAGAUUCAACUGUUGUCAACGAAAUUUUGGCAACUGGAACGAUCCAGCUGAUGCACGCCAGCCAGUGGACGCUUAUCCCGAAUAUUGGGAUGAAGGUGAAGAUCCCCGUCAGGCUCGGGGGUACGUCGUAGGUCUCUGCCACCCUCUUAACGUAGACCCUCGUUGAGAAUAUCCGGAAUAUGUGGAUCAUGCUGGAUAACUCCCUGGCCACCACCCAGUCCUUCCACGUGGUGAUGAAGAGCAAAUCGGUUGGUAGUGAUCCCAAAACAUCCGAAAUAAAUGUCCCAGUUAGGACGUACCUCUUAGCUAUCAUCCUUGGUCGCAUCUCCACUGUCCUUCGUGUCCUCGCAAAGUACCUGCGUUAUGCAUGGAGUUAUCAACUCUUAUUAUUUAUGUACAAGCCCUUGCUUAUUCACCCUGUCGAAAAAUUGAGGAGAACGUCGAUGCAGUCAAUGGCGAGUGAUACAUUUUUUAUAAACGUCCAGGAUGGGGUCGUCGACCUCGACAUAUCGAACGUCGCCUGGUGGGGAAUGCUGAGAAGACUCCCGACUAGGUUCAGGACCAUUAGGAAGUCCCACCAGUACCUGGAACAAUCAGUCAUCCACCGUUGAAUAUUCAUUCCCCCGGCGAUCUAGUUUAUAAUCACCUGAAGAUGCUGAAUGGGUGGAUGAUGGAUUUGUUGUCGUGCGUGUGGCGCCUGCAUUCAUAGAUGAUGGCACUCUGGUUUCUCAGGUACCGGAGAGCUCGGGGAUUCCUCGGCGAGGCCAUGAAAAUUUUACGAAGAGAUUUACCGAGCCGUUGGACGAGUGUGCGGUUUGGAAGGAAAAAAAUCUCCCUCGUUUUCAGGUCUAUUUGACACUCGUGCUGCACUCUCUGCAUGUUUCUAUGAUUUGGAGGCCGUGGGGAUUGGAUUCAGGGAUUGAGGACUACAGGUGACAUCUGUCUGAGUGAACUUCAUCAGUAGCUUCACUUGUUUCUCUCCUGGAAUUGAUAAGUGAGAGAUUUCUCUUGUGGACAAGAGGUUAUGUACCAUCGACGUUAGGGCGUCAUCUGCCAGAGUCAUAUGGGAACCACACAGUACACAGCGCCACGCAAUACCCCCCUGGCUUCCACAUUCUCCAGAGUACAAUCAGUCGAUUCAGUGUCAUUAAUUGAACAUACAAUGUCCAGAUCUCUUUGCAGUAAGAGAAUAUAAAAAAAAUAAAGAGAACGAGUCUCUACACGUUCCACCAGUUUAACAAGAAUUAUAAAUUGUCAGUGUCAUUUGAUUGUAGCAGGGGUGAGGAUUAGUGGAAUAUAAAAACUGAUGACAGUGAUCAAACAAUAAUAUCAAUGGAAGUAAUAUGAAUGGGAGAGGUAAAAUGUGUAAUUGUAUUUAAUACCCGGUCGAAUUGUUUAUCACAUGUUUUAUCGAAAAUAAACAGACAUGUGUGGCGCAUGGCAAUGGCUCGAUCAUGGCUAAAGUGUCUUGUUCUCCUGCUCACAGUAUUAAUCAUCAUCUUUCUUUACAUAUGUCUUCGUGGACAAGCAGUAGAGUCACAAUCACCAAAUUUCAUUAGUAUUAUUACCCCAAAAAUACCAGCAACCAAUACCUUCGAAUUCAAUAGGCCAGAAGCACUCAAGAAAAAUCUUGAGAUGCAGUGCGAUGCCCUACAUGUUGCCCUAGUUUGUGCGGGACACAGUGCAGCACAAUCUCUGGUAACAGUAGUCAAAUCAAUUAUUUUUCAUCGCUCAAGACCGAUGCAUUUCCACCUCCUAGUGGAUGAAAUAUCCAGGAAAUCUCUAGAAACUUUAUUUAUAACGUGGGACUUGCCACAAGUGAAUGUAUCAUUUUAUCCAGUGGAGCCCUGGAUUCCAAAGAUAUCAUGGAUUCCAAAUAAGCAUUAUUCAGGUGUCUACGGUCUAUUAAAGCUCAUUCUUCCCGAAGCACUGAGUGAGGAUUACGUUCUAGUUCUUGAUACAGACGUAACAGUUCUCACAGAUCUCUCAAGUCUCUGGGACACAUUCAAACAAUUCACCAGUCAACAGAUGUUGGGAUUAGCUGAGAACCAGAGUGACUGGUACAAAAAAACUCUUGCAUAUGGACAAAGUCCUUGGCCAGCUGUGGGCAGGGGCUACAACACCGGGAUUAUGUUGAUGAAUCUCCGAGCUUUGAGGAGAAAAAAAUUUCACCAUUUGUGGGUAAAUACGACGAACGAAGUGCUGAGGGAUAUUUCAAAUUUUACAAGUCUAGCUGAUCAGGAUGUUAUAAAUGCUGUUAUAAAAAAAUAUCCACAUAUUGUUUACACGUUGGACUGUGGAUGGAAUGUGCAGUUGAGUGAUCACACGUUGAGCGAAGAAUGCUACAGGAAUAUUGAGAUGAUUAAGAUCCUCCACUGGAAUUCUCCUCGGAAACAGGAAGUUAGGAACAAGCACUCCAGUGAUUUCAACCGAAUGCACCGUGCUUUCCUCGAAAUGGAUGGCAAUUUACUUCGUCGAAGAUUGUUUCAUUGCCAUCAGAUUGAAAUAUCUCCUUACGUAAAUCGCACGGACUCUUGUGGAAAAUUCACAAUGGCUUCAACAAUCGUUUAUAGGACACAUUUAUUCUUUUUGGAAUAUGAAUACAACAUUUACUCGGAUACGGAUAUUACUUUAGUCACUCAAUGCAGCGCUGACAGAAUCAGUUUGCUGGAUGAAUUGUGCAAACGUUGGCCAGGAACAAUCAGUAUUGCUGUGUACCUAACUGAUGCUGAACUCCAGUAUUUUCUCGAUUUUAUUGGAAAUUCCGAAGCACUGAGGGAGAGGAGAAAUAUUGGUUAUCAUAUAGUCUAUAAAGAGGGGGAGUAUUAUCCCGUGAAUUACCUGAGAAACAUCGCAAUAUCCCAGGUCUCGACGCCGUACAUAUUCCAAAUAGAUGUGGAUUUUCUCCCUCAAGUGGAUCUUUACGAGAAUCUGAUGUCGUAUAUUGUGAAAUUAAAUCUCACUGGCACGGAUAAAACCGCUUUAAUAGUUCCGGCUUUUGAGACCCAGCGUUACAGGUUUACGUUCCCGACUAAUAAAGACGAACUUCUCAAGUAUCUGAAUUAUGGGAUACUGUACACGUUUCGUUAUCAUGUUUGGACGAGGGGUCAUGCCGCCACAAAUUAUAGUUUUUGGAAGGUGGCAGUUGAUCCCUACGAAGUAACCUGGGAGCCGGAUUUUGAGCCUUACAUCGUAGUACCUAAAUCCACACCCCAAUAUGACCAGAGAUUUAUCGGCUUUGGGUGGAAUAAAGUCUCUUACGUCACCCAUUUAACAGCCCUGGGAUACAGAUACGUCGUACUGCCAAAUGCAUUCAUUAUUCAUCGACCUCACGGCCCCAGUGCUGAUAUUGGAAAAUUUAGAACAGAUCCAUUGUACCGCAGAGCUCCAAAAUAUUUUCAGAUGCCUAAAAAGGCUGAAGGAUAAAUUUGUUGAGGAGCUGAUCGGUAAUUACGGCCAGGAGGCAUUAGCGAGAAUCAAGAAAAUUACCAAAGAACAAUGAGAAGUCCAACUCAAUCCUGAGAAUAUUUUACGUCUUAGAAAAUAAUAAAAAUAAUUUUAUUUUUAAUAAAUACAGUGAUUUGUACAACAACGAAAUGCCAAAUCAAUUUUUUUACUGUUAUGUAAUAAAAAAAAGUGUAUUUUUUUGUGGAGACUUGUAAAAAGGGAUCGUGUAAAUAAAAAAGCCUAUAUCUUUUUCA